CCGCCAAAACUCAGUAUGAUCGUGCCAAUAAAAAAAGAUGGAGAAUUUGAAGAAUGGGCAAUUAUUGAAUUGCAAGGUGAUUUGAAAUUUAAUUCCACGAAUAUUACAAAUGUAUAUAUUGGAGAUUUACACUUUACAAAAUCUGGUACACCUAUACUUAUAAUUGGCAUUCAUGUAUUACACGGAAAAGAAGUGGUACUUCCAAAACCAUUUGCAGUUUUAGUGAAAAAAAAGAAUGAAGUUAAUACAACCAAUAUUUUUGAAAGACAAACGGAAUACAUUAUUAAAGCACUUAUAAAAAGAAAAAUAAUUUUUAGAUCCAGACCUAAACCUAUUGUAACAAAUGUUCCAAAAUUUAAUUAA
Frieseomelitta varia is the source of this 363-nucleotide messenger RNA. Its product is annotated as chromosome transmission fidelity protein 8 homolog. The transcript is spliced from 2 exons. Gene Ontology annotation, biological process: mitotic sister chromatid cohesion. Bases 16 to 363 code for a protein of 115 amino acids. The record is from RefSeq and is a predicted model, not a curated record. Lineage: Eukaryota; Metazoa; Arthropoda; Insecta; Hymenoptera; Apidae. Gene Ontology annotation, cellular component: Ctf18 RFC-like complex.